AUGUCGAGGGUUUAUCGAUCUGGGUGUGUAAUUGGCCGCAGGUAUUUGGGGUCGUUGCGGAGACCGGAUCUUGAUCUGGACGCGUAUAGCAGGACGGUGGACCAGUUUCGCGAUAUUUGUGCGCGAAGAAAGGUCCCGUUCCCGCUCGAGACCUACACAGCCUUGUACGAGCAGCUCAGGACGGCCCGUGCGCGGGCGGGGCAGUUGAAGCGCGAGGCCGGCGUUUUGCAGCGGCAGAUGAAGGCCAGUAAGGCGGGCAAGGAGGUCGUUGACGAGCAAUACGUGCUGGCCCAGCUGGCCGCCCUGAAACCGGUGCUGAAAUCGGUCGAUGAGACGCAACAGGGCAUAUUGUCGCAGCUCCGCGCAAUGGCCGAGCAGCUACCCAACCUGAUUUCCGACGACUCGCGCGAACAGCAGCAGCUCGUGGAGUACAUCAACACCGACGGCCAGGUCGACCUCACGCCCCAGGAGACGUUCGACCACAAAUCGAUCUUGGAGAAAGCCGGGCUCGUGGAGUUUGCACGCGCCGCCAACGUCUCGGGACGCGGCUGGUACUACCUGCUGGGCGACAUGGCACUUCUGGAGCAGGCUUUGGUGCAGUAUUCGUUGAAACUGGCGCGCAAGGCCGGUUUCCAGAUGGCCAUCCCUCCGUCGAUUGUGAGAACAGAAAUUACCAGUGCUUGUGGCUUCAAGCCCAGAGACACAAACAACGAGCGGCAAGUUUACGAGCUCACACACGACAACCUGUGUCUGACAGGAACGGCGGAGAUCCCGCUGGCCGCGCUGAGCAUCGAGUCCGAGUACAAACUGGCCGAGCUGCCGCGCCGUCUUGUUGGAGUUUCGCGCAGCUACCGUGCAGAGGCCGGGGCAGCAGGCAGAAACACGCGCGGACUGUACCGCGUGCACGAGUUCACCAAGGUGGAGCUGUUCUGCUGGACGGCGGGCGACGUGGACGCCAGCAACGCCGAGUUCGACCGACUCGUGGAGUUCCAGAAACAGUUUGUUUCGAGUCUGGGGCUGCCAGUACGGGUUCUCAUCAUGCCCUGGGACGACCUCGGGGCCCCUGCGUUCAAAAAAAUCGAUAUCGAGGCGUACAUGCCUGGAAGAGGGUCCUGGGGAGAGGUGAGCUCGACGUCGAACUGUCUGGACUACCAAUCCAGACGGUUGCACGCCCGGUACAGAGACGAGAAAAAUAAGCUCAAGUUUGUGCAUACUUUAAACGGUACAGCCUGUGCUGUUCCGCGGGUUCUUUUGGCUCUCGUGGAGAACAACUACGACCCCAAAACGCAGACCAUCGCGAUCCCAGACGUUUUGCAGCCGUACAUGGACGAUAAGUCUAUUAUCGACUGUCACUGUAAAUAA
Molecule: messenger RNA, 1362 nt
Organism: Ogataea philodendri
Lineage: Eukaryota; Fungi; Ascomycota; Pichiomycetes; Pichiales; Pichiaceae
Exons: 1
Coding region: 1-1362 (453 amino acids)
Biological process (GO): mitochondrial seryl-tRNA aminoacylation
Cellular component (GO): mitochondrion
Molecular function (GO): tRNA binding; ATP binding; serine-tRNA ligase activity
Source: RefSeq, a predicted model, not a curated record